AUGGCGGAGCAACAGCAGCUAGGGCCCACACAGAUAUCGGUAAAAGACAUCCCGCGCCUGCCAGUGGAGCAGGUCCGGCAGAUCCGCGAGCAGGUGGAGGGCGAGGUGAAGAUGCUCGCUGACUCCCUCGCCUCCCUGCGCGCCGCCCUUGCCCGCAUCGAUGCCUCGCGCGCCGCUGUUGAGGCCAUGGCGAAACAGCAGGAAGGUGCGAGCAUGCUGGUGCCUCUCACUGGAUCCAUGUACAUCGCUGGCACCGUCGCUGAACCCUCCCAUGUGCUCAUUGAUGUUGGCGCCGGCUACUAUAUCGAGAAGUCAGUGGAGGAGGCGAUGGGGUACUGCAUGCGCAAGGCAGAGCUCCUUAGAGCCAACCACGAUAAGUUCAGCGAGGUGGCGCGCGCCAAGCGACAGCUGCUGGAGGAGGUGACGAUGGUGCUGCAGGCAAAGGUGAGGGCAGCCGUGCAGCAGCAGGGCGGGGGAGCACCAGGUGCUGCUGCAGCGGGGGCAGCACAGGCAGGCAGGAUACAGGCAGCUGCCUCGUGA
Closterium sp. NIES-65 is the source of this 540-nucleotide messenger RNA. NCBI's taxonomy places the organism in Eukaryota, Viridiplantae, Streptophyta, Zygnematophyceae, Desmidiales, Closteriaceae. The record is from the annotation of a GenBank genome assembly.